Molecule: messenger RNA, 3643 nt
Organism: Odontomachus brunneus
Lineage: Eukaryota; Metazoa; Arthropoda; Insecta; Hymenoptera; Formicidae
Product: histone-lysine N-methyltransferase PRDM9-like
Exons: 3
Coding region: 1-744 (247 amino acids)
Biological process (GO): regulation of DNA-templated transcription
Molecular function (GO): DNA-binding transcription factor activity, RNA polymerase II-specific; RNA polymerase II cis-regulatory region sequence-specific DNA binding
Source: RefSeq, a predicted model, not a curated record
AUGGCCAGCAGCAGAUUACCGAGCCGAAAAUCAUUUAUCUGUCGACUCUGCGGUAAGAGCUACGUCUGGAGAGUCUCCUUGUGUCGGCAUUUGCGAGAGGAGUGCGGCAAGGAACCGCAGCACAGAUGCGACUAUUGCGGAAAAAUCCACAGAUUUUGCAAUUCACGAUACAACCAUCAGGGAAUCACGACGCCGCGUUUCGAAAAAAGAAAAAGCUCUGAAGCUUUCGUGAAACCUAGAAGAGUUCCUCCCGCGUUCUUCUCAGCUGCACUUUGUCGUGCAUCUUCACUAGAUAAAGCUAGUUUCCUUACGUAUCUUUUACUAACUUACCGCUUUCAGUGUACUUUACGUUGCAGACGGGGACACGGCGGCAUCAUCGCGCGUCUUAAUUCUACUACGCUCGUGGAAGAUCCUACAUGUGAAGCGAGUACAGCGAGAAGAGCUUGCGGUAGACACUCGCAGAAGAGACGUCUAUUGCCGCCAAGCCAGGACUGCCUGCCGAAACCGUUCGCUUGCCACAAGUGCGACAAAACCUACAAGAACAAGGGCAGCCUACAGCGUCACUUGAACGACGAGUGCCACAAGCCACCGCAGUACAUCUGCGAGAUGUGCCGUCGAGGCUUCAAGCAGAAAGCCAACUUCAAGCGACACGCCUUCACCAUCCACGGCAUAUCCUCUUUUGUGGACUCCCGUCCUCGGGAGAAUCGCGUCACAAUACGGCUCAAGUCACAGAAUCCACAGUGAAGAACGAGCGUUCCAUACGCCAGCCACGCAAGAACAACGAUCGAGCAAUUUCGAUCUCGACGGGAUUUUGCACGCCUCUCAAAACACAUCUGAGUAACCAUGAAGCUUAAUGUCGGACGACAGAUAGUUUCUGAUGUUUGACGAUACAAAUUAUUGUGUUGACUGCUAGGUAUACAGCAAGAGUCCAUUAAUUACAAAUCAAGUUCGGAAGUUAACGUCUCUCACGGUUCGUCACUUGAAUCAUAUAGACUAGCUGGACAGAACGCGAAGAAUAUAUCGUAUCCUCUUCUUGGAGUGAAAUCUCAUUCAAAACAAAGAAAGCGCAGUACUUUCGAGGUGAUAGUGACAAUACUACCACUCGAAGUCGCAAAAUGAAUGUUUCACCCAAGCCUAGAGUGAAUUCUCAUGUUCUCCAUGUCAGUGAAUAUUCCAAUCGAUUAGAGUAAAUAUGUUCCUACAACGGUGAAGCGCACCAAAUUCACUCCACAAUUUCGAGCGAAGAUAUUCACUCGAUGAUUCAGAGUAGGAGAGUUUAUUCUAUAUGAGUAAAAUAUUACACUCUCACACACACACACAGAUUCGAAUAAUUCAGUGAUCACUCUGCUUCUCAAAUGAAAGCUUUAUUUCAAGAAAUUUAGAGAAUAUUGUUCGCCUGAUCGGCUGGCUUGAUGGAUUACUGCGAUCUAAGUUGAUUCUCCAUGUUUCAUCCACUGGCAGGUGUCUCAGCGAACUCUGUGAGAGACGAUAACUUGCGAACCUGGUCGAAGAUCGUUUCAAAGAUAUAUCAUGCGUUAGAUAGCGGAUUGAUUAGGAUUUAAACGAGUUCCUAUAUUAGGAAGAUUGCGUGUUUUGUCACUUGAAAAGUUAUUCGAGGAGUGUAAUAACGUGAAUUAUCGUAAACCAUACUUGAUAGUAAGAUCGCAAUAUGAAUAUGUAUAGCUGACAUUUCUUGCGAUUUACUUUGGUAUAUGUGUGUAUGUUAUGUGCUGUUGAAUUUGCUAAAACCUAAUUGAUAGUUUGUCACAUUCGUGCUAGAUCGACAGUUGAAGAAGAUCAAUACUCUCCAAGGAAGAGAACAAGAGAGAUUUAAACUCUUGGUGGCAACACAGCAGUGGAAGAGCAAGAAGGAGAAGAAGAAGUCAAAAUUCGAUUCUCGUUCCUAGUCGAAUCGGACGGACGCAUAUAGCGAUCGACUUUCUCUUUUUCUACCGGGAAGCAAUUGUAAUAACCGUUCUUAUUAAUCGUUACGAAAAAUUAUUCCAUAAAUGUUCAAUUUGUGUUCAGCAUUCGUGUCGCUUCGUUUAAACGCGAGCGCGAAUAUAUUUAUGUGUGUGACGUGUAUGUACGAAAGCCGCGAAACGUGAAAAAUAAUCUCAGGCGUAAAAAUAUUGAACAACAUAUGAUGAGAAGAUGCAAAGCGAAUGAAAUUUACGGUAAAAAUAUUAUUUAAGAGAUUGUAUCAUUAAUGAUAACAGGGUCGGAUUUAGUCGUUUUCGUCGCUUAUAGACACAUGAUUGGUGUCUGUAAAUCAGGACUUUUAAGAGUACACGAAAUUAAAAAUUAUCCUAGCUCUAAUUUAUUAAGUAAUGUUCACAUAACAUGACAAAUGUAGAUAAAAAAAAAAUAUAUAUUUUUUUAUCUACGUGUAUCAUAUUAUGUAUUAAAGAGAGAGAGAGAUUAGAAUAAUUUUUAAUUAUUUUUAAUAUAUAUAUUAAAAUUUUUAGUAUACAUCUAUAAAAUAUAUAUAUGCACAUAUAUUUUUGGCGAUAUAUAUGUGUAUAUAUACACACAUGUAUAUCGCCAAAGAUUGUAAGAAUUAAUCGUAAAAUAUUAGAUAAAUUUACAAAUUAAUUGAAAAUGUAAUUUGACAAAAUUGUGAUAUUCAAAUUCUUGUGAUAAAAUUGUAUUACACAUUACGUAAGUAACGUCUUACUCAUGACGUCGCGGUUUGUUUUUAUUGUAGGAAAUUUGUAUUCACUAGUAAUAUAAUCUAUUAGAUUAUUAUUCUUUAUUUUAUAUAUUCUAUAUUUUAGUCUAUAUUUUUUAUCACGUAACACUAUCGAUAAGAAAAUAUCGAGUUUAUAUCAAAUGUAUAUAAAAAUUAUCUUCAUUUUAAAAAUUUUUUUGAAUAUUGCUCUCUUCUUGUUGAUAUAAUUCAUACUACUUCUAAUUGCUCGUGAUACCAAACGAAUUAUACAAUUAAAGGAAACAAUAAAAAUUACUAAAGAAAUAGAUAAUAAUUUUUACACAUGAUGUCUGACAUUAAUCGUAUCAACUUUAAUUCGUCAAUUGUCUUUAAUUAAUACCUCAAUAAUUAUCGUUGUUGUUUGCAAAAUGGCACACUUUUUCAGUUUUUCAUUCGCGCACGAGCGUUGGUAAUUGUCAAACAUCACAUAUAUGACACGUGUUGCAUGAAACACUUUGUAUAUUAGAAAGAAACAUUCUUCUUUGCUCCUUCUUCUCUCGCUCUCAAAAUUUGCCGCUCGUAGGUGCGUGCCUAUAAUGUCUAUUGGUAAAAUCCGACCCUGAUUGGAAGCUAUAAUUUAUGAAGACUGCGACGAAGAGAUAUUGGUCAUUCUCUUCGUGAAUGACUGCGACGGUUAAAAAAAUUACUUAGGGACUGCGAAAAUUCUUUAAUAUAAUUCGUCAAGGCUGAAAUUACGUCGAAAUGAAGAGUAUAUCGAUGAUGAUGAUAAAAGUAAAUAAGAUUACGUACGAGUAUGACUGCGGGGAAAAUAUGACUGCAAGAAUCGACACCUUCCGCGACAAAAAGAAGGAGAAAGCUUUCAAGCGUGGAGGAAAAACAGUGAUUUGUCAGGAUUAACUUUGAUCUUCCGUCGAGAUCGAAAGCGCUUCAUGGGAUUCACUGGUUUUCUCCUUCAAUGCUGUUACUUUUCAU